GUAUAAUUUUAUGAUUAAGUGUAAAGUGAUAGUAGUAUGUUUAACAUUGGUAGUUAGAUGUGAAAACCAAUGAUAUGCUUAUUCAGCAGCUACUGGGUUGUGGUGUCACUUUGUGUUUUAAAAAUGGGUUGUAACAUAGAGAAAAGAUGGGGGCAGAGACCAAUGAUGAAUUCAUCAUAUAAACCUGCAUGCUAAUCUUCAUCCAUGUGUGUGAUACAGUCAAUGCUGUUUUAGAGUGCAAGUCGUUUGGUAUUGUUAAGUUUGAGAUGGCUACAGAAUGUGGGGACAACAGAAUAUAAUUGAAAGAUUGCAAACUGUCGUCUGCCAAUAGAAAGAUUUCAGAAGUUGGACAUCUGUUUAGUAUUUUAUAAUUGGAUACUGUAAAGUUAUAAGGACAAUUGAAAGUGCAUAUUGGGAAAAAAUUUUAGUGUUGAAUUAAAUUAUGUUGUUUAAUCAAAGGAAUUAUUUCUCAUUCAUAUUUAGUUGAGGUAGGUUUUAAAUUGUCUUAGCAUCGCAGAGAAAACUAUCAGCUAUUAAGGAACUACAGACUAUGCCGACAGUAACAGACUGCAUCAGACUACAACAUUUUUUUAUUCUAAUGUAACAUUUACAUUUCUAUAGUGAUAAGAACAACAAUUUUAUACAAUAAUUUCAAAGCAUUACCGGCAGAUCCUAAAAUAGGAAGAUUCAUCAAAUAUUGGAUUCAACUCAAACAAAAUUGUAUAUAAAUAGAUAUCAGAACCUGCAAGCUUUGCAAUAUUUAAAGUUCAUUCCACAGAUUUUACUGUCAUCUAUUUCUUGUACUUUUUGAAAACAUCACAAUGAAAUUUGGUCAACUUAUCUUUAUUACACACCUAUGUGUAGUACUGAAUAUGAAAGUGGACAAAGUUAGUUCACUAAAAACAAAGAAAACAAUUAAAACAAAGCGUUGCAGAUACGUGUUUGUGGUCAAAGAAAUGGACACAUCUAGUUGUCCGAAUGAGAUUACAAGCCAACGUCCAAUUGACAAUGAGGUUAUCACCGAGGACUUUAGAAAUGACAUGCAUCCUCGAAAACCUCUUUUCAAAGGAGGUUCAAAUGAUAUAGAGGAUUUAAAUAAUCGUCUCCAAAACAUGGAACAAGAACUGGAUCAUGAAAAACAGAAGAAUAGCAAUUUAAAUGUGACAAUUUCUAAACAAGAAAUGACAUUACAAAAUAUGUACAGAUUUAUUAACAAUAUGAAGAUCGAUCAACAUAAACAAAAACAAAAAUAUAAUGAACUGGAAAAGAAAUUCAUUGGCAUGGAAUUAGAUGUUGCAGAAGUGAAUAAUGUACUAACUAAAAGGGGGACCUUAUCAGAAGUUUCUACUGGAGAAACACAGAAAGAAAUUCCCGUACAAAGUGCAGCAAAAACACACAGCUGUGCUAUGACAAAUCCAGACACAACAUUUCAAGACUGUCAAGAGGUUUACGAGAAAGGAUAUAAGACUAGUGGAAUUUACCAUAUAACACCCCUUUAUUCUUCCUGUUCCAUUCCUGUCUGGUGUGAUAUGGACACACCUCCUGGAGGAUGGUUAGUUAUACAAAAACGAUUCAACGGAAAAGUAGAUUUUAACUUGUUUUGGAAAGAAUAUCGUGAGGGUUUUGGCAAUAUUGCAUCUGAAUAUUGGAUUGGAUUAGAUAAUAUGUUUCUGCUUACGAAUCAAGGACAUUAUGAACUUCGAAUAGAUCUAUGGGACUUUGACGACAACAAAGUUUAUGCCUCGUACGAAAGUUUUAAAAUAGACGGAGAACGUGAUCAGUAUCGAUUGGAAGUGCGAGGAUACAAGGGAAGUGCUCGGGAUAGCUUGAUGCAUCAUAACAAUAUGAAAUUUAGUACAGUUGACAGCGACAACGAUAAAUAUCCAAAUUAUAGUUGUGCCAGAGAGUGGCAGUGUGGCUGGUGGUUUAAUGCAUGCUACUUUACUAUACUGAAUGGAAAAUAUUCUAAUAUUUCAAAUCCCUCAGAUCGAACUAUUGCUUGGAACGAGUGGAAACCAAAGCAAUUAGCAAAAACUGAAAUGAAAAUAAGACCAAGUAGAACAUAUAAGAAUUAUAAACGCAGAGGUUAAAAAAAUAAAUGCUCAAUGAUUUUUUACUAUUAUUUAUUACAGCUAAAUUUUUACAAUAUUUUUUUUCAAUUUAUACAUGUACAUUUUUUAAUGAUUUGAGCUUAAUCAAAAUAAGCAAGAAAUUAGCUUGCUAUAAUACAAAUAGGAGCAGCUAAAUGUAGAUUUAGAUGGAUUAAUGGCCAGUUUAUUAAAACAACUCAAUAUAAAGGUAAACAGGUACACUACAUUUAGAUAUAAAACAUCACUAGAACUGCAGAUAAAAUUUAUAGUACAAAACAUAAAAUUUAAUCUUUCUUUAAAUAUUCAAACAUACUAAACAUCUACAUCAUGAUAUCUUAAUUCAUAAAUAUCAUUACUUAUAUCAUUGUUUCAUGUUGUAAUUUUGUAUAGAAUUUGUCUAUAAUGCUAGGACUGAUAGUCGGCAAUCUAUUUUUAGAAUUGUCAAGCUGUGAUUUUCAUGAUAAGAGAUAAGAAGCAUUUUAAUCAUUUAAAAUUCCUUUACAUAAUAUUUCAAGGUUUUCUUUAUAUAACAAAACUUUACAAGACGAGCAAAAAUGCAGACUUUUAGCUGUGUUAAUAACAAUUUAACUCUUUCUUUGCUGGUCUAAAUGAAAUGGCCACUCUGUUUUAGGGGAUGGCUAUUAGCUUUUGAGCCUUUCCAUAUAUGCAAUGGGUUUUUUAACAUGUAUAUGGCAAGUGGUUAAGUUGUUCAAAUAAGAUGGAUUUUGAACUGAAACUUUUUAUUUUUUUUCCUAAAAUCAGUGAAAUUUUUAAAGUCAGCAAUAGAAAAAAUGUUUGGUUAUGACUCCCUAAACUAUAUCCUCAUAAUAUUGACAAAUGAUAGAAAUCCUCAUUAAUGAGAAUGGAAGGAACUGUAAUUUCCAAGCAUUAAUAUCGCACAUUACAUAAUACAUACACUUCAUAGAGCAUAAUACACUUCAAAGGGCAUAAUACACUUCAAAGGGCAUAGUAGACCUCAAACGUCAGUUGUGAUGGCAGUGAUGCUAAUGAAAAAGGAAAAUCUAUCAAGUCUAUGCUUGAUUUUCAAAUAGUGUUUCAGUUUAUACUUUCAAUGUGUUCCUUUUUUCAGGGUCUUAUAAUCAAGUAAACAGCUAGCAUUAGAUGUCUGCCUUCCAAUUAACCAUUGUCAACAAUAUACUCUGAAGACAUUGUGUCAAAUAGAAAAAAUAAUUCAGUCCAAACAUCAUUAAUAUUUUCUUUAUCAAGAAGAAAAUAAAGCAAUGUGAAGUUCACUUAUUCAAUUUAAACUUUAAAUAAAAAGAGAUCAAAUCUAUCAGGUCUGGACAAAAGGAAACAUUUUCUCCAAAUCUAGUUGUUCACCCCUUAUGCCACACAAACCUAAAUUCUGUCCAAAUAAAUUAAACCAAUAAAAGUGCCUCACCUGGAAUCAGCUGAUGAUAUAUACUGGUACCAUCAUAAUUUCACAAAGGCACAUAAAUUCAAAGAUAAAAAAAAUGAUUUAAGGGGAGAUAAGUGAUGCUAUGUUAUUAAAUAUGAAAAGAAAGAAAGGCAUUUAUGGGUUCUUUUGUUUCAAAGAACACUUUUAGGAAAAUAUCAUAGGUUACUUGUAAACCAUUAACUGUGUUACAAUUUGUUCAAACAAUUUUAGUAAAAGUAAGCACAGAGAAAUCACUUUUCACAGUUUCUUUGCAAAUAUGUCCACGAAUGCACUCAAAAUAAAUGAGGCAAUCCAUCCUUUCUGUCACUAAGGUAUGUUUGAAAGCCAGGUCUGUGUUUUACAAAAUAAAUUAAAACUAAAAUUUAACUUACAAGCUGGGAAUCUACAUUAACAUCAAUUUUCAAACACUUCAAUAUAAUCUAUUUCAUAUGAUUUCCAGUUAUUUUAUUUUUUGUUUAAGUUAAUGGUUGUUAUUGAAAAAAGUAGUUAUAAGAUUUUCACAGAGAUAUUUUAAUUAUUUCAUUUAAAGCCAGUAUGUGUUUGAAAAUUUCUUUUCAUGCAGAAUGUACUAAAAGGUGAAGAAAUAAAGAUAACAAAUCUCAUUUAACAGAUUAUCAAUUUUGUUUCAUUUUUCAUUACUCUUCAGUUAUUCCAAAUCAUUAUCAUAAUUAUUGAAAUGCCAUUAUGAAGUUGAUUAAAAUCUUACACAAAACUUUUAAAUUUUGACAUUUAUUUUCAUAUAAUCGCUUUAGAUGUAAAAGCUUAUUUUAACUAUUAUGGCUGGUUAUUAAAAAUCAGUUUCUUCUUUAUAUUUUUAUUGUGAUAAAGAAGAUGCUGAUACCACAAAUAAAAUGUUGCCAGAAAUAAAAUGUUAUUUACUACAAA
This is a messenger RNA of Mytilus californianus (California mussel), 4395 nucleotides long. Its product is annotated as fibrinogen-like protein 1. The transcript is spliced from 2 exons. Bases 822 to 2090 code for a protein of 422 amino acids. NCBI's taxonomy places the organism in Eukaryota, Metazoa, Mollusca, Bivalvia, Mytilida, Mytilidae. The record is from RefSeq and is a predicted model, not a curated record.